Achroia grisella is the source of this 1562-nucleotide messenger RNA. Its product is annotated as G kinase-anchoring protein 1-like. Gene Ontology annotation, biological process: signal transduction. The record is from RefSeq and is a predicted model, not a curated record. The transcript is spliced from 7 exons. Lineage: Eukaryota; Metazoa; Arthropoda; Insecta; Lepidoptera; Pyralidae. Gene Ontology annotation, cellular component: Golgi apparatus. Bases 177 to 1124 code for a protein of 315 amino acids.
UACCUAUUUCAUUACAUACUUGUAUGUGCUCUAUUCUUACCUACUCAAUUAAAAUUUGUUAUUAUAUUUUCUCAGAUAUCCUGAAUAUCACCAUAAUAAUAAUCCUAUUGAAAUUGAUAAGUAAUUAAAAAUUUGUUAUCGGUGUAAUUGAAGCAGAUUUAAUUCGAUAUCGAAAAAUGGCAGCAUUAGUAGUGCAGUCGCGUUUUGCUGGUUUGAAAAUUGAAGAUGAUGAUCAUUCUUCAACUGGGGACAGUCAGAAGUCAAAGAAAAGUAAAAUAAACACUGCCAAGAAGGCUGAACCCCCAAAAAAAAUUAAACCCAACAACAAGUCCCAGACCGUUCCUAAGAAGAAGAAAUCCAAGCAGAACACUCCAUCUGCAGAGCAAUGGGAACAGUGGAAACAGAAAGAUGAAGAACUUGUUGAUGGUAACUUUGAGACAGAAUUAGAACAGGCUAUAAUUUUAUCUAAACUUGAUUAUGAAGCAAAAAAGGAUGGUUAUAAACAAAUAAAAAAAGAAGCAGAAGUUAAGAAGAAAGUGGGAGAGAACAAUGAUCGAGCAGGCUCUAAGAAAUUAAGAAAGAAAAAUGUCAUGAGUCUGGACCAGUUUAAUGAUUUAGUGAAUGCUGGUGAUGAACCUAAAUUUAUACAUGAUGACAACAAAGAUAAUGAUGAAAAUCCCAUCUCUAUAAGCAAAGAUAAAGAAUUUUUUGAAAGGAUUAAAGAUGAUGCUAAGAAUGAAUUAUUAAAAGUCAGAGUCAAUGAUAGAGUUCGAUAUGGACAAACUUUACCAGAUCGAAUAAUUUCUAAGGUUCACUAUGCAGAUGCGCUUGAAAAAAAAGAUAUUGAAAUAGCUUCUUUGAGGCAAGAGAUCACUACACUUAAACAGGAACUCUGGACAGUUAAGUCAAGAAAUAAAAAACUAUGCAAUAUUCUUGGACAGGGGGAAAUGAAAGAUAAAGCGGAGGUGUUAGUUGAAGUGGAACGGUUGCGUGCUGUGCAGGCAGAGCUUACAGCCGAACUGGCAUCUUUACAUACUGAUCUUGAAAAGGAACGGUCCAAAAACACAGAUCCAAGAGCUAAAGAUAAGAAGAAAAAGGGUGGAAAUAGCGAUAAAGAUAAGUAGCGGAAAAUGUAAGUGAUUUGUAACAAGAUAAUUGUAAAAAUUUUCACUUUUAUUGGGAUGUCACAAUUAUUAACCUAAGACUUUCAAUUGUGAAAAAAUAACUAUGUAUCUUUAUGCAAAUGGAUAAAAAAUAUAGGUGAUGCUUAGUGUCACUAUGAGAAACUAUUAUAUACGUCCAUGAAAUCUGCAUUGCAGGAAGGAUCUCUUUAUUUUAGUCUUUUUAUACUGUUAAUUUAUAAUUUUUAUUAUGUGUAUUGUACUCAAGUAGAAUUGUGUCACACUAUUGUGGACAAUAUCACCUGUACCUUAUUAGUUUAUACUUAUGAUCUUCCAAGCAUUUCAAUUUAGAGUUUAGUUUGUAAAUUGUGUAAAAUUAAUAUUACUUUUGUCUUACCUACUGUCAAUUUUUAUCGACUAAUUAUGCUUUACUUGGGCGUG